AGUUAAUGGUUUAAUAUCGCCAGCGUAUACCGUUGGCAUAACAGAAGGACAUAAAAUCCAUUUUUGUUUCAACGUCGAAGGAAUAGUAUAAUUAUUCAUUUUGUUAGUAACAUCUGUCGUAAAAUAGAGCGGCCGAUUUAAGUUUAAUAGAUUUAUUUUUUCUGGAUUUAUCGUCAUCGUAGCGGCGACAAUAAUACGUUGUGGUCGAUGCACACAAAAAGAAGCAAUUUUAUUCAUUUCAACAAUCCAAUUUUGAUAUCUUUGAUCUAAUAAUCUAUCAGCUUCAUCCAUAACAAUCCAUUGUAAAUGAGACCAGCGCAAAACAUUGUUUUCUUUAACCUUCUGAGAAGGUAUAUAGUUUAUUAAGUUUUGAACAACCAUGAGAGAAGUAUAGAAAGAAUUCGUUACAAAUUUAUCAACGAAACGACCUGGAGUUCCUAUAAUAAUUUUGGGGCUCUUUUCUAAAAAAUGAUGUACAGUAUCUAAACCAGUAGGAUUUGUGGCGAUUUGUAAAGAUUUCGAUUCUUCACUUAGCGUUUCGCUACUAGAUAAGCAAAUAAUAUUGAUCAGCUUUUCGGGAUGCUGACUCUUAUCACAAAAUAAACUAAAAACUGUUGAUAUUUGCUCAGUCAAUUCUCGAGUAGGAGCUACAACAAGAGCAAGAAUUUCAGAUGAUUCACUGAAAUAAGCAUAUGACAUGAUAGAAUUCUGCACUAGACUGAAAACCUUUGGUUUCAAUAAAAAAUGUACCGCUGCUUUUUGAAUCGGUGUGAGAUGAAUAAACUUUAACGUAUUGUAAAAAACAUCUUGUAUAGUUUGAUGACAAUCGUUCAAAAUAUUGUCCUCUUCUGACAUAUCCAGUUCAGGUUCUUCGAAAUGUGAAGAAUUCACCAUGAUCGUUCGUCCAUGCCAUGAAACGUCACAUGUCGACGUCAUUUUUCACUCACAAGAACAAUAAACCUAUGACAGUUUUUGUAGCACAAUGCAGGACCAGAGGGGCUUCCACUGGGACUACCUGGUUUUCGUUUUGGAUAGCUUGAACAAAGCAACGUGCAUUGAAUUCCCCUACUUGCUCAAGUUAAACUUCAUUUUUUUAAAAAGAAAAAUGAGCAUCACUGAUGCCAAGGGAAACGUAAAUUGUGAUUUUCAACAGGUACUGAUUCAACACACUGAAAAUGAUUUAAAGCCUAAGGAAUCUUUUGAUCCAAGUUUCAACCAAGUUAAUGAGCCUCUUCUUAUCAUAGAUGGAGAGGCUGAAGUAGACGAUUUGUUAUUUGCUGCAUGUUUUGCCAACUAUGAAUCAGCGGCUUUAAAGCGAAUGGAGUUGCUGCUUGAAACAAAGCCAGUCACUCAGACGUGUUCAGAGAAUGUCACGGAAGAUAUAUUAAAGCUUCACAAUUUACAGUGUAUAACGGAUGAUGAUGAGGAGGAGGAGGAAGACGUAGAACAGGAAGACACAGAUGAAAAAACUAUUUUUUUAAAAAGAGAGUCGCAAGAAGAAUCCUUGUCCGAUUGCGACUAUGACAGUAAUGAAGAUAGCUCUUUCCCGACAAAAAAAAAAAAUAAAGACACUCAAGAAUCGACGAAGACUCAAAGUCUUUGCGGGUUCAAACCUAUUGUGUUUGAAAAUCUUCCCGAUGUAGUGAAUGAUUCUAUAGAGUUAAUUCACAUUGGAAAAGUACGUUCAAAAAUGGGAAAAACUGUUGUUAUAGAAUCAAUCAAUAAAUCAAAACCUGUUGAUUUGGGUUCGGUUUUAUGUACUUCUUCUCGACAUGUUCUAGGAAUCGUUUCUGAUACUUUUGGUCCUGUCGCCUCUCCAUUCUACCUUGUAUGUGAUAUAAAAGUGGAUGUUGUCGAGGCGGACGAUAUUUACGCGGACGGAAAUAAUUUUACGUUUAUAUUUAAUGGGAACGAAAAACAAACUUUAGAGGAAAAACAAACAGAAUCUACUCAAACACCCUGCCAAAAUAUGCAACGUCAUCCUAUUAAAAAUAGAAGAAAAAACAUCCACUUAGUUUGUCACAAGCAGCAUGUCAAGAAAAAUUUACACCCUCAGAUUUUAAAUAAAACCGAUAUGGGAAACAACUUCGACAGCUAUCAAAAUACGGAGACCUCCAUCUUGCAUAACUGUGUAGACAACUCUUUUAUAAAUCAAACGCGUUGUCAAGAACGACCACCUUGGUCUUACCAGACGCCUCAGACAGUCAAUCCUCAUUUUACUCAUUAUACUCAUACCUUUCACCAACCCUUACCAUCGAACAUUCCCAAUAGUUUAAAUUCAGAAACGCUUAAUCUUCCCACUCGUUCUUUAUAUCAAAACUUUUCCGCUUAUCCACCCAGCCAAUCGGUGCCAACGCGAUUUCAGUCUAGCCAAUGUGUCGCAAAUCAAUUUUCCUCCAACCAAUGCGUCCCGAACCAUUUCGCAAAGAAUACGUAUCAAGUGUCCAACAUUUAUAACGGUGUGCAGCGAUCACCACCACCACCACCACCGCAAUUCUUUUCUACACACACGACAGAACAUCAAAAUCCAGACCCUUUUCAAAAGCAUGCAGAAACGUUUACCUAUCGCUUUGAUAGGUAAUAAGCUUACCGUAUCGCCCCUACACGCAUUUUUUUUCAAGUAGCCUUACAAAAUCAUCUCAUUACGUAACUUGGGUUUCAUAGUAUCAGUGUUUAAAACUUUACCAUUUAAUUGACUUUAAGACUAAAAAGCUUCGAUGGAUACUUCAAAAGUAUACUACCAUUCCCAUUAAAACGGGUUUUUUUGUUGUAAUAGAACCGCAUCAUAACAUAACGAAAAAAUAGUCGUUAAACAAAAGAUUUUUUAUUUACCAGAAAUUUUUUUUUAAACUGAAAAAAAAUAUUUUAAUAAAUAACAAAAUUUAAAUAAAAAUUAAAAAAAACUUUUUAAUAAAUUCAA
Hylaeus volcanicus is the source of this 2920-nucleotide messenger RNA. RefSeq names its product H/ACA ribonucleoprotein complex non-core subunit NAF1-like. Gene Ontology annotation, molecular function: RNA binding. The record is from RefSeq and is a predicted model, not a curated record. The coding region runs from base 983 to 2581 and encodes 532 amino acids. NCBI's taxonomy places the organism in Eukaryota, Metazoa, Arthropoda, Insecta, Hymenoptera, Colletidae. Gene Ontology annotation, cellular component: sno(s)RNA-containing ribonucleoprotein complex. The transcript is spliced from 11 exons. Gene Ontology annotation, biological process: ribosome biogenesis; box H/ACA snoRNP assembly; pseudouridine synthesis.